AUGCCCUUGAGCCUUUCUGCUGGCACCCACAACCCGGCCUGCAGCAAGGAUCGGGCCAGGAUCCUGAUCCGGGAUCAGGAACACAUAGAAAUACCAAUUCCAAAGUAUUUUAUUAAAGAAAACCGGAAAGCCCUGCAAGAGAGAGAGAAACUACUUGCUCAGAUUUUAGUUAAUGCAGGAUUGCAAACACAGAAACCUGUCAAGUGCAUGGAUUUUGAAGAAGCCAUUAGAUUGAUCCAGGUUGCAGAACGGGCUCGUCAAGGCCGUCUUCGAGCUACGUUCAUGAAGCAAAUCUACCUCGAAGAGAAGAGAGAAAGACAAGCUAAACUUCAGGGCAAGACAGGUCCAAAUCCAGAUGAUGCUGCCACUUGCAUUCAAAAGAUUUGGCGUGGAUAUAUCCAGUGCAAGAAAACAGAGAAAAUUGGAGAAGAGGAAAUGAUAUUUCUGGGGAUGUGCCCACCUCCUCAUUUCCAGACAGUAAGUACCUCGAUGCUGCGUGCCAGGGAGGUGAAUAUCCUGCGAGGUGAGGUCCAGGAGAGACAUGAGGAGGACUAUCGGAAAGCCUUGGUACACACCAAAGACAGGCUGAAACAAACGGAGGGGCUCGACAUCAAAGAAAUUCUCCAGGAUCAAAUCCGCCAGUGUUUCAUCGAGUGCCGGAACAUCAUUGGCAAGUUUCCUGACUAUCCUACUGAAGAAGCAGGAGGUUCGGCAGCUACUUUUUCUCAAAAAACACCAGAUCAGGUUGAUGAAGAACUGACUGCCAAAGAAGAGGCUGCUUUACAGAAAAAGCCCAAAAAGGACAAAGAAAAAGAAAAAGGAAAAGGGAAGGAAAAAAAGAAUGAAGAGAAACAGAAAACAGAAAAGAAAGUUAAAGGAGAAGAGGAAGGCUGGAAAAUGGCUCCCAGUAAUUUCCUGCCAGUAAUGGAGGAAGGAAGCAUUCAAUACAACGCCGUUUGGAAUAACAGAGAUGAGGGAUGGAAUUUCCUCCAGGAGCGUGACCCAGAACUGAUCAAACAGGAGAAGCGGGAAGAAGUGGAGAAGGAGAUCAGAGUGCAGGUUGAUGAAGUGAUGCGACAGGAAGUGAAGAAUCUCAAACUGGUUGUGGACAAGGAGCAGAGCGAUGAGCAAAAAAAAGGGAAGAAAAGUGAAAAGAAAAGAGAGAAGACUGGAAAAAAAAAGUUCAGGAUUGACAGAGAUCUGACUCCAAACAGGACCAUCGAUUCUCUGUACAAAGAGCUAGCGGAACGAGGAUUACUAAUAAAAGCCAAGACAGUGAAUCUCUGCGAUUAUGUUGGCGAGUACAGCUACCUGGGGACUGCGCUUCGUCAGGCAGAUGUGGAGCCAAUGCCCUCCCUCUCCGACGUCAGGCAGCUAAUAGCACUGUAUGGAAUAUUGCCAUUAGGCUCCCAAGCAGUCCACGAGAAGGCUCCUUUGGUGAAAGCCAUGUUACUGGCCGGGCCUGCUGGUGUUGGAAAGAAAAUGCUUGUCCAUGCCAUUUGCACAGAAACAGGAGCCAACCUCUUCAACUUAUCAGCUUCCAACAUUGCUGGGAAAUACCCAGGUAGCAGCGGCCUGCAAAUGAUGCUGCACCUGGUGUACAAGGUGGCUAAACAGCUGCAGCCUUCAGUGGUAUGGAUUGGAGAUGCAGAAAAAACAUUUUAUAAAAAAGUGCCAAAGGCUGAAAAAGAGAUUGAUCCAAAACGACUGAAAAGAAUUCUGCCCACAUUCCUCAAGCUUUUGAAAGCAGAGGACAGAGUGUUGCUAGUGGGAACCAGCAGACGCCCUUUUGAUGCUGACCUCAGACCUUUCUGCAAAGUCUACCAAAAAAUCAUUCUGAUUCCUAGGCCUGACUAUGCUUCAAGAUUUGUCUUAUGGAAACAUAUCAUCCUGCAGAAUGGAGGAGUCAUCACCAAAACACUGAACAUAAGCUGCCUAGCCAAGUUAUCCGAUGGCUUCACCCAGGGACACAUCUUCCAGGCUGUGCAAACCGUCCUGAGCGAACGACGCAUGCUGCAGAUGACCAAGAAGCCACUGAGGGCUGUUGAGUUCAUGACUCCUCUGGCCAGACAGGACCCUGUGUACAAAGAGGAAGAAGAAACAUUUAAGGCUUGGUAUUCCAAGACUCCGCUGGGUAAAGCACGAAUCGAAGCACUGGCAGAGAAGGAAGAAGCAGAAAAAGGAAGAGGCAAAGGAAAGGCAAAAGGGAAAAAGAAA
Messenger RNA from Tinamus guttatus (white-throated tinamou), 2217 nucleotides. Lineage: Eukaryota; Metazoa; Chordata; Aves; Tinamiformes; Tinamidae. The record is from RefSeq and is a predicted model, not a curated record.